Perca fluviatilis (European perch) is the source of this 1512-nucleotide messenger RNA. RefSeq names its product solute carrier family 2, facilitated glucose transporter member 4-like. Gene Ontology annotation, cellular component: membrane. Gene Ontology annotation, biological process: monosaccharide transmembrane transport. The record is from RefSeq and is a predicted model, not a curated record. Bases 1 to 1512 code for a protein of 503 amino acids. The transcript is spliced from 11 exons. Lineage: Eukaryota; Metazoa; Chordata; Actinopteri; Perciformes; Percidae. Gene Ontology annotation, molecular function: hexose transmembrane transporter activity.
AUGCCGGCCGGGUUUCAGCAACUUGGAGGGGAGACAUUGACUGGAACCUUUGUUCUCUCAGUCUUCACUGCUGUCCUGGGAUCUCUGGAGUUUGGAUACAAUAUCGGCGUCAUCAAUGCACCUCAGAAGAUCAUUGAGGCGGACUAUAAUGCUACAUGGGUGCACCGGUAUGGAGAGCCUAUCCCCACAGGGACCCUCACCUCCCUCUGGUCCCUGUCCGUGGCCAUCUUCUCCAUUGGUGGCAUGCUGUCCUCCUUCUGUGUGGGCUUCAUCUCCGAGUGGCUGGGCAGGAGGAAAGCCAUGCUCAUAAACAACAUGUUUGCCUUCAUUGGGGGGAGUCUGAUGGGGUUGUCCAAGCUCUGCCGCUCCUUCGAAAUGUUGAUCCUCGGGCGCUUUAUCAUUGGCAUCUACUGCGGGUUGGCAUCAGCCUUGACACCGAUGUAUGUGGGUGAGAUAGCUCCUACGAGUCUGCGAGGGGCACUGGGCACGCUGCACCAACUGGCUAUAGUCACUGGUAUUCUCAUAGCACAGCUCCUCGGUCUUGAGUCGUUACUGGGGGUUGAGGACUUGUGGCCAGUUCUGUUGGGUAUAGCCAUUGUGCCGGCUGUAUUUCAGAUGGCACUUCUGCCUUUCUGCCCCGAGAGCCCCCGCUUCCUCUACAUCAUCCGCUGCCAGGAACACCAAGCCAAGAGAGGCCUGAGGAGGUUGACGGGCAGGCAGGAGGUGGGCAGCAUGCUGGCGGAGAUGAAAGAGGAGAAGAGGAAGAUGGAUAUGGAGAGAAAGGUGUCCAUCCUGGAGCUCUUUCGCUCUCCGCUCUACCGCCAGCCCAUCAUCAUUUCCAUCCUGCUGCAGCUCUCCCAGCAACUGUCUGGGGUCAAUGCAAUUUUCUACUACUCCACCAGUAUCUUCAUGAAGGCAGGAGUCCAGAGUCCAGUCUAUGCCACCAUUGGAGCCGGGGUGGUAAACUGUGCCUUCACUGUGGUCUCGCUCUUCCUCAUAGAGAGGAUGGGUCGACGGACGCUCCACAUGCUGGGACUUGGUGGGAUGUGCAUCUGUGCCAUCGUCAUGACCACAGCUCUUGCUUUGUUGGACAGUGUCCCAUGGAUGAGCUACAUCAGCAUGCUGUCCAUCUUUGGCUUUGUGGCCUUCUUUGAGAUCGGUCCGGGACCCAUCCCUUGGUUCUAUGUAGCCGAGCUGUUCUCUCAGGGUCCAAGGCCAGCUGCCAUGGCUGUGGCUGGCUUCUCCAACUGGACCGCUAACUUCAUCAUCGGCAUGUGCUUCCAAUAUGUUGCUGACCUGUGUGGGCCAUAUGUUUUCCUGAUCUUUGCAGCACUCCUCCUCUUCUUCCUCAUUUUCACAUUCUUCCGGGUGCCAGAGACGCGGGGGAAAACCUUCGACCAGAUCGCCGCAAACUUCGAUCAGCACUCUGCAGCAGGAAUGAUGGACAUGGACAUGGACCUGGACAAGCCCAGCACAGAGCUGGACUACUUGGGGGAGGAAAGCAUCAACUGA